Molecule: messenger RNA, 3529 nt
Organism: Umbelopsis ramanniana AG
Lineage: Eukaryota; Fungi; Mucoromycota; Umbelopsidomycetes; Umbelopsidales; Umbelopsidaceae
Exons: 4
Coding region: 150-3386 (1078 amino acids)
Cellular component (GO): cell septum; cell periphery
Molecular function (GO): chitin synthase activity
Source: RefSeq, a predicted model, not a curated record
CUUGUCAGUCAUAUUAUUACAACAGCCCCUUUAUAUUACCCUCUCCAUUCUUAAUUUUCACCAUUCCUAUCUUUCCCCUUCAAAGCUAUCGACAGUCAACUGCUGGUGUAUAACAUCGUAUAGCUUAUAGCAAACCGGUCACCGUCCAGAUGAGCCAGUGGAAUCCGAACUCGAAUUCCAACGACGUGGACAAAUUCACCCGCUUACCGGCAAAUCGUAGUGCAGGCCGCCCUCGAUUGAACACCAAUCCUUUUGACAGCCCCAAUUUGUCUAAUGGUGAAAGGUCUCCUUCUAUUAUUUCGAAUCCAUUUGCGUCAGAAGAAGAUCUCAAUCUUGAUACCCGCAUUACUGAGCCUAACGUUGCAUUUGCCACAUCUCCCAUAACCAAUGCCCACAUGCCUUUUGGCCGAGGGGCCUCCUCACCUGGCUCUCAGCGAGGGUCAGUGGAGUUUUUGUCUGAACAACCUACGUCCCCUCCACCUGUUGGAUACUUUCAUUCGAGCUUUCCCCACCGACGUCGAGUUCACACCUGGAGAGACAGUAUGUCUUCUACUAGCAGUAACCCAACACAUCAUCGAACCGAGUCAAAUGAAAAAAUGAUUCCAACCGCAAAUUCAACUUUCGUGACCGAAACCAGAUCUUCUGUCUAUGCUGAACCGUUCCCAAGACAAGAUUUAGGUCGAAACGGCUAUGCCCAGAUGAACUUUCAACCCUCCAUGGAAGAUGUAGACCUACAGGAAAAACCUUCCAGGAGAGCUCGUGCAUCCUAUUACUCCAUCAGCAAUAUUGCUAACCAAGGCCGCCGGACUUCACUGCCACGUCUCAUUUGGGCAGCUUUUGCCUUUUUGUGCACAUUUUUCAUUCCUGACUUUGUUCUAUUGUACGUUGGACGUAUGAAAACUACCAUAUCACGGCAAUCAUGGAGAGAAAAGAUGGCCAUGGUCUAUCUCUUUAUCUUCAUCUCCGCAUUCGUCACUUUUUGGCUUGAAUACAUUACUUCUUUGUUCUGCGAUCCACCAGAUUACUUUAAAUAUUCAACAGUAAUAUCGCCAAGCUCAAAGUAUGCUCAGGUGAAUGGCCAGGCUGUAAAUAUGUCUCACUGGGCCAGCGAGUCCACAUUGGCCGCGGAAGUUAGCAAAUACCCUGGAUACGAUCUGUCACCUUUGUUUCCAACAUUUACUCUUUUGGCCCGUGAAGAAGGCAACAACACCUAUUCCGACCCUGCUAUCCAAGCCUGUAUUGGCGAUUUGGAUAUGCAAUACGUUGCAGAUCGCUGGUUGAUCUAUCGAAUUAUGAAUGACACCGGUUACAGUGUUGAUUUUACGAAAGGCCAACUGAUGUCUUGUCCUCUACCAACUUCUAAUGGAAGCGUAACCGGGGCACCGUGCUUUGAUCACGCAGAUGAUGUGGCAGAACUGCAAAAAGGAAUUAAAGGAGAAUUGACAUACACAAGAGACUACAUCUACGAGAAUCGUAGCUCUCUUCCGAAUGGUGAAGUGGAUGGUAGUGGAUACGUCAUCUUGUAUGGAAAAGUCUAUGAUGUGACAGAUUACCUUGUCAGUGCUUCGGAUCUUAUGAACUUUUCAAGCGAUAUCAUGACUCGAAAACUGGUCCUUGAUCGUAUGUUCUUGCCCUACAACCUGACCCAGCUGUUGUUUUUGGGUUUGGGCCAAGAUAUCACACCAUACUAUACUGGAAAUGUCUCUGAGAACGCUGAUCUAUAUGUUGCUUGUAUGGAUCGUCUUUUUUACAAGGGUAUCUUACAAGAAGACAUGGACACUGGAUGUGCCAAGAUUAAUCCUGCUCUUUGGGCCACCAUGGGCUGUAUUCUGCUUUUGUUCCUGUUCAAAAUGAAUCUUUCCAACUUAUCACGACUUCCCUUCAUGCGUCGAUUUUUGUUUUCCUCCUCAGCCAACGAUUCAUACAUGAUCAACAGCGACAUGGCUCCUUACACUAUGUUACUAGUUCCUUGCUAUGCUGAAGCCACUGAUGUGUUAAAGCAAACCAUCGAAUCCAUGGCUAUUACUCAGUAUGCUGACUCUCGAAAAAUGCUCAUGUUUGUCUGUGAUGGUACAGUGAAGCAUCCUUCAGCGAACAGAGAAACGUAUAUCGAAAUCUUGGACCUCCUAGGCUAUAGUGGCACAGAAGAACCUAGUCCUCAGGCAUAUGCAUCGUUGGGUCAAGGCAGCAAAAAGACCAACUUCGCCAAAGUGUAUUCAGGUUUCUAUGAAACGGGUCGUAACCGUGUUCCUUACUUGCUUGUUGUCAAGAUUGGCAACCCGCGAGAGAAAGACGAAUUGCGCAGAGGCAAUCGAGGCAAACGUGAUUCUAUGAUGAUUGCUCUGGCGUUCUUGGAACGAUGUAUGGAUUUGGCCAAUAAUCGCAUAACACCCUUGGAAUACCAACUCUUCAACCAGUGCUACAAUCUUUUGGGAAUCGAUCCUCGCAUGUUCAAAUAUAUGCUUGUCAUUGAUGCAGACACUCAAGUAAAAGGCACGGUACUUCAGAAACUCGUUUCUCGUCUUGAAAAUGAUGAACGCCUCAUAGCCAUUAGUGGCGAUGUACGGCCCGCCAACCCAGAAGAAAAUGUCACCACUAUGUUGCAAAUCUUCCCGCUCUACAUGCGUUUCUUCUCUGGUUUAGCUUAUGAAGCUUGCUUGGGUAGCAUGAUCACCAUCAAUGGUGGGUUUGUCAUGUAUCGCAUUUGGCAAGAUAAGGCAACGACAUCCAGACCGAGUGUCAGUCCUUCAAGGGCGGCGCCUUACUCCAAGCAAAGCGAUGACAUGGACAGAAACAAUCUUCAAUCUUCUUGGGAAGCGAAUGAUAAACGCACAACCAUUAUGACUGGAGCAUCUUCCAACUUCUCCUUAUCACCCCCUGUGGAUGUCUUAGCCUGUUGUGUCCACCCCACUGUAUUGCGAGAGUUCGCGACUCCAGCAGCUGAUACACUUCACAUGAGAAAUGUGUUGUUGCUUGGUGAAGAACAGUAUUUCCCCAUUGUACUGCUGAAGUCGCAUCCUCGACACCGGCUAGGAUUCGAACCCGAUGCCAUUGGUUAUGCCACUGUUCCCAACACAUUCCGAAAUUUGCAAGCUCAACAAACUAGGUUAUUAAGAACCAAUUUCCACAACAACAUUGAAAUGCUCAAAGUUGCCAGUCAAAUCGGUGUGUCUUAUUGGAUCUUGGCCUUCACAAAAGUACUCGAUACCGUUGUGUCUCCUGUCAUGAUGACUUACCUCUACAGUGUCUUUAUUCGAUUUUUUAUCGGAUAUGGCUUAGCAUACACGGUGAUCGCCAUCUGCUUUCUGGGUCUUGUUAGCUUGCAUAUCUUCUAUUUCCUACUUCGAAGGCAAUACAAGUAUGUCCUCUGGUUCCUGCUGUACUAAUUCAAGCCUCGUGAUUAUGAUCAUGGAGCCCUUACGCUGAACGAUACAUCCAUUGGAAGAGGCACCUGGAAGAUGCCACGAAUGCGCCUCAGUGAAUUCGAGAUGGCAGAAGAACGACAACGAACUGCAGGCAUCAUGUUUGA